Messenger RNA from Chinchilla lanigera (long-tailed chinchilla), 2791 nucleotides. It is a transcript of the gene Cox15, whose product is annotated as cytochrome c oxidase assembly protein COX15 homolog. The record is from RefSeq and is a predicted model, not a curated record. The transcript has 9 exons. The coding region runs from base 99 to 1328 and encodes 409 amino acids. Lineage: Eukaryota; Metazoa; Chordata; Mammalia; Rodentia; Chinchillidae. Gene Ontology annotation, molecular function: oxidoreductase activity, acting on NAD(P)H, heme protein as acceptor. Gene Ontology annotation, cellular component: mitochondrial inner membrane. Gene Ontology annotation, biological process: heme A biosynthetic process.
CGCCCCGCCUGACCCGGAAGUGCUGCUGCUUUGGGGCGCCGAGAAAGGAUACCCUAGAGCGCUGAGGCGUAUUUGGGCGGCAGUUCGUUGUUGUCGGUAUGCAGCGGUUGCUCCUUCCACCUGUGAAGGCCUUGAUGUGGAGCCGGUGCGUUCCUAGGGUGGCUCCCAGAGCACAGUGUGGUUGCAGCUAUGGCAUCAGGCGCCCUCUGAGGCCAGGGCAAUACAGCACCAUCACCGAAGUGGCUUUGCAGUCUGGAAAGGGUACAGUGUCCCUUCCCUCAAAGGCUGCUGAGCGGGUAGUGGGCCGAUGGCUCCUGGUCUGCAGUGGAACAGUGGCUGGAGCAGUUGUUCUUGGUGGCGUAACUAGGUUGACAGAGUCUGGCCUCUCCAUGGUAGACUGGCAUUUAAUAAAAGAGAUGAAGCCACCGACAAACCAAGAGGAAUGGGAAGCAGAAUUCCAAAAAUACCAGCAAUUUCCAGAAUUUAAAAUCUUGAAUCAUGAUAUGACGCUGGCCGAAUUCAAGUUCAUCUGGUACAUGGAGUACUCGCACCGCAUGUGGGGUCGUGUUGUAGGUCUUGCAUACAUCCUGCCUGCUGCCUACUUUUGGAGAAAGGGCUGGCUCAGUCGUGGCAUGAAGGGCCGUGUUCUUGCUCUCUGUGGCUUAGUCUCUUUCCAGGGUCUGUUGGGAUGGUACAUGGUGAAAAGCGGAUUAGAAGAAAAGCCAGACUCCCAUGACAUCCCUCGGGUCAGUCAGUACCGCCUUGCUGCCCACCUCGGAUCAGCCCUGGUUCUUUACUGCGCCAGCCUGUGGACCUCGCUCUCCCUGCUGCUCCCUCAGCACAAGUUGCCUGAAACCCGCCAACUCCUAUGGUUGAGACGAUUUGCUGGUGGAACAGCAGGUCUAGUGUUCCUUACAGCUCUCUCAGGGGCUUUUGUGGCCGGGCUGGAUGCUGGUCUUGUUUACAACUCCUUCCCCAAAAUGGGAGACUCCUGGAUCCCAGAGGACCUCUUCACCUUCUCCCCCAUCCUGAGGAACGUUUUUGAGAACCCCACCAUGGUGCAGUUUGAUCACCGGGCUCUGGGCAUCACUUCUGUCACUGCCAUUACCGCACUUUACUUCCUGUCCCAGAGAAUCCCCCUUCCUCGAAGGACUAGGAUGGCAGCAAUGACUCUGCUAGCUUUGGCGUACACACAGGUGAUCUUGGGCAUUAGCACUCUGCUGAUGUACGUUCCAACUCCUUUGGCUGCCACUCACCAGUCAGGCUCUUUGGCUUUGCUUAGUGGUGCCCUUUGGUUUAUGAAUGAACUACGAAGAAUCCCCAAAUAAUUUUUAGAGGAUCAGCUUUUUGAGAGCUCAUCCGAGAACACGGAACUUGGGCUUUCCUAUGAGGAUGACCUUGACAUGCCAAGUGGUUUUCAAAUUAGUCACAUUAUUUAAAACUCUUUGCCUAUUUUGAGAUAGUCACUGGCUCAAGAAUGUCAUUAAGUAUGGUUAUGCCAGAGAUUCCUUUUUUUGAAUGUUACACCUUAUGUUCAAAGUCAGGCUUAAUGUAUAGGAACAAAUGUCUGCCGUAUGUUAAUAGCCCUUCUUCAUAGCCCUGUCUCAGAUUUUUAGUGUUGGCAAGGCUCUUGGUUACACAAGCAUGAUUUCUAUGUCUUUGUGCCCCUGGGUCCUCCUCACUAGGGUCCAGCUGGUGGAGACAGUAACUGCAGAGCAGUGCCCCAGUUAAGGGUUUAAACUGUGGCUGAGCACUGGUCUGUUGCUAAGGUCUAGGGUUGUCAGACCUUCUGGGUUUUUUUAAAACCAAAUAUUAGAUUUUUAUAUGAAAGCUCUUAAUUAAAUGUUGGCAACUAAUUUGAAGUUUUUAAAAAUUUAACAUAGGCUUAACAUGCCUGGGCGCCAUACAUGACCUAUUUGGAAUUUCUGAACUAGAUGAUCUCAGUUCCCUUUCAACUCCAGUAUUCUGUGAGUUUCAGUAUGAUCCAGUGUACCAUCCUCAGGUGUUCUUAGCAAAACAAAGACAGACAGUUGUCUGUGAUGUUCCAAAAGUCCCAGGUCCUGAUGGGCUUAUGCUUUUGCUUAGACAUGGUUCCCAACUUCUCUCACAUUAGAUCUUUUAGAAAUCUCAAAGCCCAAGCGUUAUCCAAGAUAAUUAAAUUACAACUGGGAACAAUAGGAGACUGGAUUUUAUGUUUUCCAAGUGAUACCAAUGUACAUGUAAGUGGGGACCACUGGCCAUCCUCUAAUAGCCUACUUAAUUUAGAAAGUUCUGAGAAGCUUAUUCCUAUUCCUUCUGAAAUUCUACCUACUCUUAUCUCACAUAAUGUGCUAUGGUGAUCCCGGGUGUACAUUAACAAUAUGUUAUCUUCUCUGUAGAAUACUUAUUUUAAAGAAAGGGAACUGCAGUUACUGGGGCAGGUUCUCUAUCUCCUGACCCUUAAAUCCGAGUUCUCCUUAGUUAAUACUGAGACAGCAGAGGGCAGUAUGAUGCAACCCAAACAACCAUAUACUAAUGCUUUUACAGUUAGAAAAGUGGCAACUCGUAAGUAAGUUCAAGUUUCAGUUUACUUCAUUUUUCUUUUAUUACAGUUGAAGAAUAAGUUUGGAAAACCAGAUCUUAUAUUUAGCUAUAUAACUGCAUUAUGCAAUCUGUGAGCUCCUGGUGAACAGAAGUUAUCUUAAUUAUUUUUGUAUGUGUUAUUCCCAGAGCCACCAGACACAUAACAAAUUCUGAAUGGAAUGACUGUGUGAAUUAAUGAAAAAUAAACAAUUGCAGAUUGAUGUCUCAA